Molecule: messenger RNA, 4227 nt
Organism: Apus apus (common swift)
Lineage: Eukaryota; Metazoa; Chordata; Aves; Apodiformes; Apodidae
Gene: SNX6
Product: sorting nexin 6
Exons: 14
Coding region: 23-1234 (403 amino acids)
Biological process (GO): intracellular protein transport
Cellular component (GO): endosome
Molecular function (GO): phosphatidylinositol binding
Source: RefSeq, a predicted model, not a curated record
GGCGCGAGCGCGGCGAGCAGCCAUGAUGCAGGAAGGCUCGGACGACGGCCCAGAUUUCCUCUCGGAGGAGGACCGAGGUCUUAGAGCAAUAAAUGUAGAUCUCCAGACUGAUGCUGCUCUGCAAGUGGAUAUCUCGGAUGCACUCAGUGAGAGGGACAAAGUUAAAUUCACUGUCCAUACAAAGAGUUCCUUACCAAAUUUCAAACAAAAUGAAUUUUCUGUUGUCCGGCAACAUGAGGAAUUUAUCUGGCUUCAUGAUUCUUUUGUUGAGAAUGAGGACUAUGCUGGCUAUAUCAUUCCACCAGCACCACCCAGGCCUGACUUUGAUGCCUCAAGGGAGAAGUUGCAGAAACUUGGAGAAGGGGAAGGAUCAAUGACUAAAGAAGAAUUCACCAAGAUGAAACAAGAACUGGAGGCUGAAUAUUUGGCAAUAUUCAAGAAGACAGUUGCAAUGCAUGAAGUCUUUUUGUGUCGCGUGGCAGCACAUCCUAUUUUGAGAAAGGAUUUAAAUUUCCAUGUAUUCUUGGAGUAUAAUCAGGAUUUGAGUGUUCGUGGGAAAAAUAAGAAGGAGAAACUUGAAGACUUCUUUAAAAAUAUGGUUAAAUCAGCAGAUGGUGUCAUUGUUUCGGGAGUAAAGGAUGUGGAUGACUUCUUUGAACAUGAAAGAACAUUCCUUGUAGAAUAUCACAACCGAGUCAAAGAUGCCUCUGCCAAAUCUGAUAGAAUGACAAGAUCUCAUAAAAAUGUGGCAGAUGACUAUAACAGAAUUGGUUCUUCAUUAUAUGCAUUAGGAACACAGGACUCCACAGAUAUAUGCAAGUUUUUUCUGAAGGUAUCAGAGUUAUUUGACAAAACAAGGAAAAUAGAGGCCCGGGUAUCUGCUGAUGAAGAUCUUAAGCUUUCUGAUCUUCUGAAAUAUUAUCUAAGGGAGUCUCAAGCUGCUAAGGAUCUCCUGUAUAGAAGAUCUAGGUCACUAGUGGAUUAUGAAAAUGCUAAUAAGGCAUUGGAUAAAGCAAGAGCAAAAAAUAAAGAUGUGCUGCAAGCUGAAACUACUCAGCAAAUAUGCUGUCAGAAGUUUGAGAAAAUAUCUGAAUCAGCAAAACAAGAACUGAUAGACUUUAAGACAAGAAGAGUUGCAGCAUUCAGAAAAAAUCUCGUGGAGCUAGCAGAACUGGAAUUAAAGCAUGCUAAGCUCAAGACUUUUGAAAAAGCUAAAAAUCUGACUGUGGAUUGAGAUUGCUUUGAGUUGAUGCAAGUGCAGACUACUGCCAGGAAGGAAGAUGAUGCAUGACUGUUCCUUUCCCUUAUCUUGGCACUAUUAUGUGUGCAGCUGUGUAGUAAGAUGAAGCUAAAACUUGCUCUGGAUUUUUCUAAGCUUUACUUUCAGUCUUGUUUUCACAGCAUCCCUUGUGUCAGAACACACAGUUUUUGGUAGGAGUGGCUGGGAAUAAGAAAGAGCUGCUUUCUUAUUAGCAGUAUGUGCUGUACAUCUACUUAAAUGUCUGCCAAACUGCAGCUUUAGAUUCUGCUUGGUCUGUGACAUAAACUGAACAGAUUGAUGUUCCUUUUCUGUGGCCAUUUUGUCUGACUAUCCCUCUAGGUAGUGUUUAGCUUCUGGUUUGCUGCCUCUUUGUUUCUUCAUGACUUCAUGCAGCUGUAGCUUAAGUGUUUGGGCAUUUAGUGCAAAAGCUGCACUUAAAGCAGUAUUUUAAACAGCAGGAUUUUGAGGUGUCCUUGUGUGUUGGAUUUCAUGUUCAAGAAAGGAGGUUUGAUAGCUAGUGAAACUGCUAGGUUUAUGAUCAUAUACUUGAAGCAUUUAUAGCCUUGGUGUUACACCUUUAGAGUCUUUUGGCAUAUUAAUUGUAACUUAGUAAGAUAGCUACCUCCUUAAAAAAAAAAUCAAAACAUCUUUUUCUACAAAUACUGUUUUUUACACUCCUGCCUCUCUAUGGGUUUUUGUGAAAAAAAGAAUUUAUUGCAUUACUAGCAACAGAUGCCUGUUUGGAACUGAGAGAAGGAAUAAGCAAAAUCCUGUGCUAAGGGAUUUGGUUAAAUGCUUUGUCAGCAGUUCUUUCCUGAAAAGAAUAUUUCUGUCACCAUGGUUCUGCUAAUAACUGUAAUAUCUAGAGCUUAGGAGUCCAAGUUGCCAAGGAACACUUUUGAAACUGAAUUUAUAGGUGUUCUCGAGCUAUGUUGAUUUAAGUCGAGGAUGUUAGAUGUUGCAGCCAGAAAGAGUAAUGGCUCACAGCCUCUGUUGUCCUUAAUUUAUUAUAAUUUGAAUAAGGUUGUUCUUGUGAGCUUUGUAAAUUUGAUUUAAUGAAAAUGAAUUAUUUGCCUGAUUGAAAAAUUUCGGUAGACUGACUGGCUGAGUCUCCAAGUAACUAAUGUGUAAAGGGCAUCUUUUCUUUAGAGUGCUACAUAGUGUCCUGUGAAUUGCAAGUAUACUUCAUGCUGCUGAUGGGGGAUGGCCAAAAGGUCACUGUCACACUUUUGUUAUAGGUGACAUGCAUGCAGUCCACAAUUAUACUUCAGUCUGAAAUGCUCCUUUUCAGUCAUUACUUCAUUGCAACUAAUAGUUGCUGUUUAAUAACAGAGAACUUAGAUUUAUGAAUCUUGUACUCUACAAAGAUAGGCCACCAGGUCCCCAUAUAUCUCAUGUAUAUUCAACUUGUUGUAUCACAGAAUUACAAGCCUUUUAAAUAGCUUGUGACUGUCCUCUGCUAGUAUAGGCAUAAAAGGACAAAAAGCUAUUGAAGGCCCAAAUAAAAUCGUGGUGUUCUGGAGAAGGUUGAAAAGGAUUCAGUGGAUGUAACUGGGAAUCUACUUUGAAGCCUUUAAUUUAGUUAAUUGCUUUAUCUGGAUUAUAAGAACCUUAAUGGGGGACAGAAUUAUGAUUUCAUACCUUUUUUUUGGCCUGAGGGAUGAGUGUCCUUCAGCCUGUCUGCGACAGGUCAUUUGGAAUGAUUUGACCUUAAAAAGUAAGAAUUAGAAAUUCUUUAAUACUUGUGUGGACUGUUUAUCAAGUACAUGCAAAUCACAGCUACAGAUACUGUUAAGCUUUUGUUUGUUUGAAGUUUUCUUAGGUUUCUUUUUCAAUUAAAAAAAAAUUAGAAGGAACCAUGUCUAUAACUGGGCAUUUAGACUGUGUUGUUCUUGCAUUUUAUCUGAACCUGAUAGGAAUUACUCUUAACACUGUCAACAGCCUAACAUUGUUUCUUACAUGGAGAUUUCAGGUUUGGGAACAAAUCACUACAGCUCUUUAAAAGUGAAGAGCCAGUAGUUUAAAGUGAUCUAAGCAUACAUGAAUGCACCAAAAAAUGUGAAUACCAGGGUUGGUGUUGUGGGUUUUUGUUUGUUUGUGUGGUGGGGUUUUUUUGUGUGUUGUUUUUUUUGUUUGUUUGUUUGUUUUUUUUUUUCUGCAAAGUAAAUCCUGGUUGCAUUUGCUUAAUUCACCAGGGUAUCUCUUAAGUGUCAGUUUUGGAAAUUCAUUCUGAAAUCUGAAAGUCAACCUGUAUGUUUUUAUGGUAAAGUCAGAAUGCUUUAAGUAAGAUUAAAACCUGACCUACAGGUGUUUGAAAAGAGGGCAGAAUUUGGCCUUAGAUAUAAAGCUUAGUUUUGUUUUGAUAAUCAGUUCUGUAGCUCUAAUGGCUCUAAUCAACCUUGAUGGCUAGAUCACCUGUCUAAGCAUGUAAACCAGUCUGUUGUCUUUCAAACAAGGCCUGUCCUUGAACAGAGCUAUGAGCUUGUAUGGCUGCUAUGGCAAGGAAAUACUGAGUGCUGUCAACUGUGAACAUUUCUUGAUCAAUUCAGAAUUCAACAUACUAUAUGAAUACUUCUGCUUUGGGAAUAAUAUUCCAGUGACAAAGUAAUGGCAAUGCUAUGUAAAAAAUUAAAACUUAUUAUCACUUUGAGCUUCAUUGCUAAGAUGCUGCUUUGCAGUGAACAGUUUUUUGUGGCCACACUAGAUCUUUAGCAAGAAACUUAUGAGUAAACAUGGGAAGGGUACUAAAUGCUUAUUUUUUAAUCUCAGAUUGCCUCCAUUUAGUUCCAUGACACAACUCUCCUACAUUCAAAAAUUCUGUAAGAUACAAGUUAAAUACAUAUGUCUACAUAAGCUUAAUACUCAUCUGUUGUUAUUUAGUGGUGUCAUUGCUAUUUAAAAAACAAAUUUUUGCCACAAACAUAAAAGAAAGUAGGGAAAUGUGAUCACAAUUUUUUUUGUUAUUU